Molecule: messenger RNA, 5488 nt
Organism: Procambarus clarkii (red swamp crayfish)
Lineage: Eukaryota; Metazoa; Arthropoda; Malacostraca; Decapoda; Cambaridae
Gene: Tsp
Product: Thrombospondin
Biological process (GO): cell adhesion
Cellular component (GO): extracellular region
Molecular function (GO): calcium ion binding
Source: RefSeq, a predicted model, not a curated record
CACCAACGCUGAGCCACUGUACCCGCGCGACUCUGCCCACAGUUGGACGUGCUUGCCCCUGUUCUACCCCGUGCUACCCUUCCCUCAGGCCAGCCCCGGCACCUGCCCCUAGCCUGCCCCUCGACCACACCUCCGUCAUGACGGCGUCUGCAGGAGGCGUCCUCCUCCUUCUCUCAUCGAUGGUCGCCGCUGCCGCUGCCGCCGCUACUUACGAUAAAGGGUUGACCUCGUCGACGCGGUCAGGACUGCAGGAGAAGACCCUGGUGCUGAGCUUCCAGGGGGUGGCGCCCCCUAGGAGAUCGGGGGGCUCCAGUCCCUCCCCUCACCACCUCAUCCUCUCUCUGGCCUUCCCUGACCACACGCGCUUUGCCAUCAGCCUCGACAGAGCCCGUUCUCAUGUGGUGCUGGAGAGCGUGGUGAACGGGGAGGCGGCGACGCAGAGGGUGCGGGCGCCGCCGGUCAGGCCCCGCGCCGUGGUGCGCUCGGUGGUGGUGGAGGUGAACCAGGAGUCCGCGCUGGCUACCGUCUACGUCAACUGUCGUCUCAUGGGUUCUGUCAACCUGCCCAAGGUGCCCAGGGACAUGGCUGCGAACGACCACGACCUUCGGGUGUACCGGGAGCGUCAUGCGGAAGUAAGCGUCGACUGGGACAUCUCAGUGAUGGAGAUCCUAGAGAAGCUGGGCUGCCCCACUGACGGCGACACCGGCGAAGUCCAGGCCCAGGCGAAUGAAGUUUAUACCUACCGCAGAGCUGUGAGGUGUCACAACCUCCUUGGGCAACCUUGCCCCACUUUCACGCAGCCCAUCACCCCUCCUGACCGAGGAGACAUUCCCAUCAUUCAUGAAGACGAGGCCAGUAAUAAGCUGGUCAAGACCCUAGCGGAGCUCAUCGAGACCAUCAAAGAGCUGCAGAUUGAGAUCCAGACGCAGCGUGAGGAGACAGCUCUGCUACGCGACGCCCUACUCAACUGCGAGGCCUGCAAACCUAAACCUGACAACGACCCCUGCUCGCCAAACCCCUGCUUCCCUGGCGUGGAGUGCACCAGGGGUCCAGAGGGAGCCCGCUGCGGACCCUGCCCAAGGAGCUUCCUGGGGGACGGACGCGACUGUAAGCCCGGAGUCACCUGCGCCGACCGUCCCUGUGCCCGAGGCGUGCGCUGCUACGACAUGCCCGACGGAUAUCGCUGCGGCCCGUGUCCUCCCGGCCAGACCGGUGAUGGUCGCAUCUGUAACCCCAUCAGCGCCUGCGACCCCAACCCCUGCUUCCCGGGUGUUCAGUGCUCCAACACCAACACCGACCCCUACUUCCGCUGCGGCCCCUGUCUCCCUGGCUUCACCGGCGAUGGCGUCUCCUGUGAAGAUAUCAACGAGUGUGAGCUGGCGGCGCCCUGUGAUCCCCGCGUCAGGUGCAUCAACAUGUCGCCCGGGUUCAGGUGUGACCCGUGCCCGCCCGGGUUCAGUGGCUCCCCCGGCCUCCAGGGCAUUGGCAUCCAGUUCGCCAGGCAGAACCGUCAGCGCUGCCUCGACAUCAACGAGUGCUACGACGGCAACAAUGGCGGCUGUGUCCACAACUCCGAGUGCGUCAACACGGAAGGGUCGUACUACUGCGGGGAUUGCCUGGCCGGCUUCUCCGGCAACCAGAGCCUCGGCUGCCACAACCGGCCCGGCCUCUGUCCCGAUGGGAAGCAGUGCGAUGUCAACGCCGAUUGUGUCAGGCCCUUCGGUCUCAUGAGCUACACCUGCCAGUGUCACGUCGGAUGGGCUGGCGACGGCCAGCACUGCGCGCCGGACAGAGAUCUGGACAGGUGGCCGGACUACGACCUGGGGUGCGCCGACCCCCACUGCCGCCAGGAUAACUGCGUCUCCACACCCAACUCCGGUCAAGAGGACUCCGACAACGACAACAUCGGUGACGCCUGCGACGUCGACGCCGACAACGACGGCAUUCCCAACAGUCCCGAUAACUGCCCGCUGGUGCCCAACCCCGACCAGGCCGACACAGACCCCGACGGAGCCGACAAACAGGGUGACGCCUGCGACAACUGCCCCACCAUCCCCAACCUCGACCAAGAGGACAAUGAUAAGGAUGGCAUUGGCGAUGCUUGUGAUCCCGAUAUGGACAAUGACGGUGUCCCCAACCGUCAGGACAACUGCCCGCGGACACCCAACUCAGACCAGCAGGACACGGACCGCGACGGGCUGGGGGACGCCUGCGACAACUGCCCCGAUAUCCGCAACCCGCACCAGGAGGACAUGGACAAGGACCUGGUGGGCGACGCCUGCGACUCAGAAGGCGACAUUGACUCCGAUGGCGUCAACGACGACAUGGACAACUGCCCCGAUACGCCCAACAGCAACCAGCACGACGCAGACGACGACGGACGCGGCGACGAGUGCGACCUCGAUGCUGACAACGAUGGCAUCCCCAACAACAGAGACAACUGCUGGCUCGUCUAUAACCCCGACCAGCGCGAUUCCAACGGCAACGGCAUGGGCGACAUCUGCGAGGGUGACACAGAUGACGACGACGUCCCCGACUACCAAGAUAACUGCCCCAAUAACUCCAAGAUCUACGCAACUGACUUCAGAACGUACCAGACAGUUGUGCUGGACCCCGAGGGAGACUCUCAGAUAGACCCCAACUGGGUCAUCUACAACAAGGGCGCAGAGAUCGUCCAGACCAUGAACUCCGACCCUGGCCUGGCUGUAGGUUUCCAUAGAUUUGGCGGAGUCGACUUCGAGGGCACCUUCUUCGUGGACACAGAGAUAGACGAUGACUACGUGGGCUUCAUAUUCAGUUACCAGGACAAUGCCAACUUCUACACGGUGAUGUGGAAAAAGAACACUCAGACGUACUGGCAGGCGACGCCAUUCAGAGCUGUGGCCGAGCCUGGUAUACAACUGAAGUUGGUGCAGUCUUCCUCGGGGCCAGGACAGAUGAUGAGGAACUCUCUAUGGCACACUGGCGACACUGAGGACCAGGUGAAGUUACUAUGGAAGGACCCGCGCAACGUCGGCUGGAAGGAGAGGACCGCUUACCGCUGGCUGCUUCUUCACCGACCCAAGAUCGGCCUCAUCCGCCUUCGUAUCUUCGAGGGCGAAAACAUGGUGGCCGAUUCUGGCAACAUCUUCGACAACCAGCUGAAGGGCGGUCGUCUAGGCGUAUUCUGCUUCUCACAGGAGAUGAUCAUUUGGUCAGAUCUUGUCUAUCGCUGCAAUGAUCAAGUGCCGGAGGCCAUCUACAACCAGCUGACUCCAGAGCUGCAGCGUUUCGUGGACAUCGACAACAGCAGACCCGUGCCCAACGGCUUGUAGACCCGCCGCUCGAGGCGUCCAACAACCUCAGGAGAACGGGUCCUUAUAACGACAGUUUAUAUUUAAAAUGGACUAAAUCUACUUAAAGGGGACGUUGGUUAGGUUAAUGAAAUUUGUGUUUACGCAACCAGAGCCGCAUCUGCUAAAACAAAUAUGGCGUUAAAUAAUAAAGACUUCUCAACUUGGGAAUCGAUGGUGGACUUAGUACAGAUAAAUGGUUUUUGCCUAAGGAGAGAAAAAAUACUUCUUGAGAAAAACUGCUCAUGAUAGCACAUAUCUUCAUAAUCUAAUAUCUGCAAACAAAUAUAUCUAAAAGGCUCAGUGCCUUAAGGAGAAAAUAGUGAAAUUGCUUUGUAGUAUCGUGAGGUCAAUGGAACAUCAAUGGAGAGGUAGGCUCCGACACACUGCCAUUGGUUGCCACGUGUGAACAAAGGCACUUAGAUUCUUCUGUGAUUGAGAAAUACUAUUAAUUGGGUUCUUAGGAAUCCUGCAUAAAAAUGACCGGUUCACUUUUUUUUUAACAAUUCUGGCUUCUUGGUUACAUGCGCAGUGAGCCCCCAUGCAUACAUGCGCAGUGAGCCCUAUGCACACACGCGCAGUGAGCCCCAUGCCUACAUGCGCAGUGAGCCCCAUGCACACACUGCAGAGCCCCAUAUACACACGCGCAGUGAGCCCCAUGCAUACACGCGCGCAUGUCAAGCCUCAACAGUACGGAACCAUACAUUAUAACGAGACAUACGUUGUCCUAAGCCUAUUGCCACAUCAACAUCUCCUAAUUUUAAUCAAGAGAAAUAUUGAAACUGUCAAAUACAAGUUAACAUUGACAUUGUUGGAGUUAAAUUGCGACCAAACACCAACAUUAUGGAUUAUACUGAACUGGAAAUUUAGGUUUUUGCUUGGGCUUAAAAAUCUCAUAAUCAUAUCAAAUAAAAUAUAUUUAUGUAGGUGUAAGGUCCCGUGUACAUUAAGGGUAUAAGAGGUGUAAAUAGCUUGAGGUGACAUAUCGCAUCAUUAACAGUGAGUUUAACCCAGCAAGUCUGACCCUCUGUCUAAGGGAGAAUUUGUCAAGUUGAGGGUUAGGUUUGUCUAAAUUAUAUUAGGUGUAAUUUUAUUUGACACUGAAUAUGGCACGAACCUUCCUAACAUUUCUGUGGUUAUUUUUCAUUUGGGAAGUUGAAACAUUGACUUUCCAAAAUACAUUUCACAUAUAUAAUGGGCCUGAGGUAUUUUGCUAAGUUCAGUUUAGCAUACUGAGAGGCAGAGGGAUUAUAACACUAUCAUAUAUAGUCCGUGCAAGUGUUAAAAAGAGUUCUCUUGGUUGAUGAGCACCCACUGCUCGAGCUCACCGGUUGAUGAGCACCCAUUGCUCGAGCUCACUGGUUGAUGAGCACCCACUGCUCGAGCUCACUGGUUGAUGAGCACCCACUGCUCGAGCUCACUGGUUGAUGAGCACCCACUGCUCGAGCUCACUGGUUGAUGAGCACCCACUGCUCGAGCUCACUGGUUGAUGAGCACCCACUGCUCGAGCUCACUGGUUGAUGAGCACCCACUGCUCGAGCUCACUGGUUGAUGAGCACCCACUGCUCGAGCUCACUGGUUGAUGAGCACCCACUGCUCGAGCUCACCGAUGAGAAUGCAGUAGGACAUCGACAUCAAUCUCUUAGCACCCCAACAACAACUAUAUACCAAAUUAUUUGUUGACUUUCAAUUUCCCUUUGCCUCUGAGGAUGCUAGGAUAAACUGGGCUAACGGAGGAUGACCAUUUUUACCUGUAAAAUGAGAUUUAGAUCAUUACAUUUUCAGCUUCCUUCCCGAGUGAAAAGGCACCAACGAAAUUAACAAAAGUCGUGCUUUUGAUCAAGCUUUUUAUUCGACGCUUCAACAUAAGUAUGCAUCAUUAUCAGUACACACGAAUAUUAUUUGUCAGUCAUCAUUUAAAAUGAUUACAAUUAUCAAAAUUUACAAUGUUCUUUCAAUAUAUAUAUAAAAAAAACUAGUAGUUAAAUUACCUUAAACACUGUUCAGAAAUGGCAAAAUUUAGUUUUUGUAAACAAUUAGCUGAAUCUUAAACCAAGUUAAAAUACAACAAAACAAUUAAUGAAACUAGAUUCGCAGCAAAUAGUAUGCGAAAAUUGCUACAUGAAGGAUCACUGUGAAGGAAAGACCACGGCAGG